UGGCCAAACUCUCUUAUUUACAGAAGAAAAGAAAAGCUCAGAGACAGAGGGACUUCUCCAGGGUCACACGAGACAACGGUCACAAGGCCGACCCGAGGGCCUCGCGGUCUGAGGAAUCUCGCGCAGUCUGAGAACAAGCGCGAGGCCUGCACUGAGCGGCAGCCAGCACUGGCGGAUCUGCAACCCGCGACCCAGCUCCCUCUGAGACGCCGAGGCCUGCCGCCUAGCGGUCACUUCUGGCCACGCGAGGACAGCGUGGUGAAAACGAUUAGGUCCUGCGGCGUCUGGAAGCCAAUACUCUCUCCGUUUGCUCAGCAAACUUCUUUUUGCUAUUGGCCCUCUCUAACUGUCGGUCAGUCACUUGCCUCGUUUCUAUUGGCUUCACUCCAAACAUUCCGCACCAUCUACGAAUCACGCGCCCCAUUUCCACGAGCCUUUUUCACGUCAUCAGAUUUCCCCCUCGAGCUGACGAAUUUAGUUAGUUCUCCCAUUCUAUUGGCUGGAUGUGGCUCUUCCUCCUGCACUUCCUGUUCGGAACGGAGGAGAUGCUGGAGUCAGACCUGCCAAGUGCCGUCACACUUUUGAAAAACCUUCAGGAGCAGGUGAUGGCUGUAACUGCACAAAUACAAGCUCUGAUAAAAAAAGUUCAAGCUAGAGCCUAUCCUACAGAGAAGGGUCUCAGCCUCUUGGAAGUAAAAGACCAGCUACUGCUCAUGUACCUUAUGGAUUUAACCCAUCUCAUCCUGGACAAAGCCUCAGGAGGGUCUCUUCAGGGACAUCCUGCAGUUUUGAGACUGGUGGAGAUUCGCACGGUUUUGGAAAAGCUUCGUCCCUUGGACCAAAAACUGAAGUAUCAAAUUGACAAACUAGUCAAGACUGCAGUGACAGGCAGCCUCAGUGAGAAUGACCCACUCCGUUUUAAGCCUCAUCCCAGCAAUAUGAUGAGCAAGUUGAGCUCUGAGGAUGAGGAGGAAGAUCAAACAGAAGAAGGCCAAUCUGAAGCUUCAGGGAAGAAAUCUGCAAAAGGAACAAUUAAGAAAUAUGUUCCGCCACGCUUGGUUCCAGUACAUUAUGAUGAAACAGAAGCUGAGCGGGAGAAAAAGCGCCUAGAACGGGCUAAAAAACGGGCAUUGAGCAGCUCUGUCAUUCGAGAACUGAAGGAGCAAUACUCAGAUGCUCCAGAGGAAAUCCGUGAUGCUCGGCAUCCUCAUGUUACUCGCCAGAGUCAGGAGGAUCAACAUAGGAUUAACUAUGAGGAGAGCAUGAUGGUGCGUUUAAGUGUUAGUAAACGCGAGAAAGGACGGCGAAAACGGGCAAAUGUCAUGAGCUCACAACUCCAUUCCCUCACACACUUCAGUGACAUCAGUGCUUUGACAGGAGGAACCCCUCAUCUUGAUGAGGAUCAGAAUCCUAUCAAGAAGCGGAAGAAGAUACUGAAGAAAGGUCAGAAGAAAAAAGGUUUUCGGAGGCGGCGGUGAUUAUGGGUGUGCAUAUUUAUAUGUAUGUUUGUUGUCAUCCUGGGAUACUUCUUUAAUUUCACUGUAUGUAGGUUUUAUUCUCUUGGAAUUCCUGGAUUGUUCUGGAUAUGUGGAAAGAUCUUUAUUAAUAAAAUUGAUUUUACUUAUGAA
Canis lupus familiaris (dog) is the source of this 1628-nucleotide messenger RNA. RefSeq names its product neuroguidin (gene NGDN). The transcript has 11 exons. NCBI's taxonomy places the organism in Eukaryota, Metazoa, Chordata, Mammalia, Carnivora, Canidae. The record is from RefSeq and is a predicted model, not a curated record. Gene Ontology annotation, biological process: maturation of SSU-rRNA from tricistronic rRNA transcript (SSU-rRNA, 5.8S rRNA, LSU-rRNA). Bases 504 to 1478 code for a protein of 324 amino acids. Gene Ontology annotation, cellular component: nucleolus; small-subunit processome.